AUGUCUCAAACACUUUAUAAAGGCGCUUUGAGCUAUAUACAUGCCUUUGCUUGUUCUCGAACUACAUCCGUUCGUUUUCUAAAACGCACCUAUAUAAAACCUUCGAAACUUAGUGGCAUUUUUGCUUCCAACCUUACAAGGAAUAGCAUGUCAGAAUCCACAUAUUCCAAGAUACUUACUUUUGAAACAAUAAAUCCUCAUAUUAAGAAUGUCGAAUACGCCGUUCGAGGUGAAUUAGCAAUCCGUGCCGAAGAAAUUAAGGAAGAGCUUGCCAGAAAUGGUUCUGGUAAAUUCGGUUUCAAUACUGUUGUGAAUUGCAAUAUAGGCAAUCCACAGCAACUCCUACAACGACCGAUUACCUUCUUCCGUCAG
Molecule: messenger RNA, 372 nt
Organism: Dentiscutata heterogama
Lineage: Eukaryota; Fungi; Glomeromycota; Glomeromycetes; Diversisporales; Gigasporaceae
Source: the annotation of a GenBank genome assembly